Penicillium brevicompactum is the source of this 2775-nucleotide messenger RNA. Its product is annotated as NACHT domain protein. The record is from RefSeq and is a predicted model, not a curated record. The transcript has a single exon. Lineage: Eukaryota; Fungi; Ascomycota; Eurotiomycetes; Eurotiales; Aspergillaceae. The coding region runs from base 1 to 2775 and encodes 924 amino acids.
AUGACUCACGCCGCGCAUCAGCCCUCAGGCGACAACCUGUCGCUCCUUUGGCAAGCUGCCUCUGACGACUAUGCGAAGGAAACCGGAAUCACCAUGACUGAUAGGGCAUUCCCUAAGGUAUCCGGACACGAAGAGCUGUCAAGCCAGCUGGAUGCGGAGAAGGAUCAUUUUCAGGACUUCCGAAUGAAGAAACGGACUCUUCUCCAUGCCAUGCAAAGGGUCCUGGCGCCUUUUGAGAAUUGGGGCGAUCUGAUCGGGGGUGUGGUCGCUGCUGUAUUUCCACCAGCCGCCUCUAUUAUGGGUGCGAUGCUGCUACUGAUUCGUGGCGCCCGAAAGGUCAGCGAAUCUUUCGACAUGAUAACCGACCUAUUUCAUAAGUUAAGCAAUUUUGCCCUUCGUCUGGACACUUACAAGGGUGUUCCUCUCAACGAGGGAAUGAAGAUAAUUAUCGUCAAAGUUUUGGUCAAUUUCCUUCGUGUCUGUGCGGCAUCACAAAAAUUGCUGAAGACAGGCUCCUUUAGAGCACGACUUUCAAAAUGGGCUAAAAACAUCCUUGUCGACGAUCCCUCGGUCACUUCACUAAUGGGCGAGCUGGAGGAGUUAACCAGCCAGGAACAUAAGAUGAUCUCUGCUCAGAAUCUCAAUCUCACCAACCAGGCGCUAAAGAACACCGCGGAUUUGCUCCAGAGGGGCGACGCCAGAAACGAGCGGGAGAGGCUUGACAAAGUGAAGCAUACUUUAAAACCGGUUUCUGCAUCUAGCCAGGUCCACUCUACAAUUAGUGAGAGUCGGAUACCUGGCUCAGGGGCCUGGGUUGAUGACAAAAUUCGGUCUUGGUGGCAGAGUUCUCAGCCUCUACUCUGGCUUCACGGCGGUCCUGGUGUGGGCAAGUCCUAUCUGGCAUCCAAGAUUAUAAACGACCUCGCACACUCUGAACUACUCACCCCGCAUGCGUCUGUUGUCGCCUCAUUCUUUUUCAAGAACAAUGAUGUUGAUUUGCGCUCCCUGAACAAAGGACUGCGAACCCUUGCCUGGAAUGUAGCCACACAGCUACCAAGCUUCGCCAUGCAUGCAGAAGACUUCUGCCGAAAGUUGGAGCCAGCUGAUACCUACACCGUAUGGAGGAAGCUCUUGCUGAAUUACUUCACUGAGGCUGCUUCAGGUGUCUCAGCGUGCUUUGUCAUUGACGGGAUCGAUGAGGCCGACCCAGAAGAACUGGAAAUUUUGUUUAAUCUCCUUGAAAAAACCUACUCAGCAAAGGAUCGGACAAUAGAAAUGUCCCCUGUACGAUUCGUACUUCUGAGCCGUGAUUCAGUGCGCAGCAGUUUUGCAGAACACUCCCUAGGGUGGGCGACAGAUAUCGAGAUCACCAAUGAUCAGAAUAAGGAAGAUCUUUAUGGAUUCGUCUUUCAGAAGCUACAAAGGGCCAGCUUGUUCCGAGGCUCUUCGGACUUCUUAGAGGAGGUCGUCGAUGGUAUACAUAAGUCAGCUGAAGGUCUGUGGGAGUGGGCGAAUCUUGUCAUUCAAUCUGUCUUGCGCUGCAGGACCAAAGGGCAGAUCCGGAAGGUUGUCAAGACGAUGCCACGGGGAAUCAGUGCAGUUCUGACUCAAGAGCUGCAGCGCUUAGCUCGGGAGCUUUCAACAGUAGACAUGCUACCGGAUGAAUUGUCAGAGGAGUUUGGUGUUGAGGAAUCAGAUGGUGAAGCGAUGGUCCCACAGAUUGAGCAUCUUAGGCUGAUACUCUCAUUUGUCACUUUGGCUCAAAGGCCCUUGACAGUUGAACAACUUGAACUCAUCUUGGAGAUCAUUCUUGACGACGAAGUCAUGAACCUUGAAGAGGAUAUUCGCGCGGUAUACUCAACCCUUUUUUCCCUGCGACCGGUAGGGGAUACAGAAGGAUACCUCGAGGAUGAUUACAUUGUAACACUUCGCCACAGCUCCUUCUAUGAGUUCUUCAAGGCAUCUGGGCAGGGUAAAACCGGGCCCAUCCACGUUGACUCCGAGCGCGCUGAGGUGCUCAUCGUCUUCGUCCUACUGUAUAGUUGGCAAAGAACACAUUCACCGAAGUCCGAUAAGUCGCUAGGGCCGGUUUGGACAUAUGCCGAAGACUUUCUACCAAAUCAUCUGACGUGUGCCAAUCCGAAAAUAGCGGGCAAUUUACAGGAAACAAUUUCGUCUCUGUUGACAGACCUGUUCGCUAAAGAUAUCGGGCGUGGCUGUCGCUUUAUUUCAACGUUCUCCGACAGGCGUGAUUCCAGGUAUAAUUCAUACCCAUCAUCUAGCGUCAACCGGCUUGGCAGAUACUGGUUCGGCGCUGAAGAAUACCAUCUUGCAAAUGAAAGGGCGCAGCUGGUCCUAAACUGGCUUCUCCCGGCUUCGAUGAAGGUAUUUGAAGAUUGUGCCCGGUCGUCGACCGUGGUGAGUGAUGUGUGCCCGUUUACUGUCCUCUUCUCCCCCACGGCAGUUUCCAUUUCCCGCCACUGGCUGGACCCGGUCCGCAUUGACAGCCACGAUGGACACCCCUUGGCCAUUUCUGUGAUGUUAAGUGUGUAUGCCGAGAUGGCAGGUACUAUGGAUCUCUCCGACUACUACGGGAAGGUCAAUGAUCUUGAGUCUGAGUCGACAGAUUGUGCCAAGCAGUUAAUCCCGGUCUAUUGCCGUUUACCGUCUUGUGGCGUCUUGAUCGUCGCUGAGUUACAGCAACUUCAGAAGACGGCCACUUGGCAUGCUCGACUCGGACAGGCGCUCCUCUUGGGAUUAGAGAUUAGGGAUUAG